This is a messenger RNA of Suhomyces tanzawaensis NRRL Y-17324, 696 nucleotides long. RefSeq names its product pyridoxamine-phosphate oxidase (gene PDX3). Gene Ontology annotation, molecular function: FMN binding; pyridoxamine phosphate oxidase activity. The coding region runs from base 1 to 696 and encodes 231 amino acids. The transcript has a single exon. NCBI's taxonomy places the organism in Eukaryota, Fungi, Ascomycota, Pichiomycetes, Serinales, Debaryomycetaceae. The record is from RefSeq and is a predicted model, not a curated record. Gene Ontology annotation, biological process: pyridoxine biosynthetic process.
AUGUCCAUUAACCUCGAAGAGCCAGUCAUCUUUGCCCCAGAGACUUACCAGUAUACCAAGGGCCACUUGAACGAGAGCGAAGUGGAUAGUGAUCCUCUCAAGCAGUUCCACGUAUGGUUCAAACAAGCCCAGAACGAGUUGCCCACGGGCUCCGACAUCAUUCCUGAAUCGACGACGUUCUCGACUGCCAGGUUGCCCUCCGGCAGGGUUUCGUCAAGAGUGGUGUUGAUGAAAGAAUUGGACCAUUUGGGAUUCAUUGUGUACUCCAACUGGGAAACAUCCAAGAAGAACGCUGACUACGAAAGCAACAAGUACGCCUCGUUGACGUUCUUCUGGCCACACGUGCAGAGACAGGUCAGAGUCGAGGGCUUGAUGGAAAAGGUCGAUAGACAAACCACGUUGAGAUACUUCAAUACCAGGCCACGGGGAUCCAAGAUCGGAGCAUGGACUUCGCCACAAUCGCAGGCAAUCAAGUGCAGGGCAGACUUGAACAAGAUCAACAACGAGUACGUCGAGAAGUUCAAGGACUUGAAGGACGACGACAUUCCCUGUCCUGAAAACUGGGGAGGAAUGAGAAUCGUUCCGUUAGAGAUCGAGUUCUGGCAGGGGGGCUUAAGUAGACUUCACGAUAGAAUUACCUACAAGAGAGAGAGCAUCGAAGAGCAGAAAUGGGAGACAUCUCGUCUUGCCCCAUAG